GAUUUGAAAAGCAGAUCCCAAAUUAAUCACACGAGACGCAUUAUCAAUCCUAUUGUCUUUAGGGUUUUCAGAGCUGAAAAAAAUAAAAUAAACUAAUAAUGGCGGUUCUGAGAACCACCACCACCAACGUCAUUCUCAAUAGACUUCUCCAACCCUCGCUUUCUCUUUCCCUGCUGCUCUCCGAUUCCAGUAAGCUCAGCGCCACUAUCAAUGCGCUGCCGCACCGCCCAGCUGUGCAGCGAGGGAUCAGCCUGGCCCGAGUACGGUGUGCGGCUUCGGGUUCCGACGGUGGCGGGAAGGUUUCGUCUCGAUUGUCGCAUGUGCAGCAGCUCUUGCAGGAGGCUGAGGAGCGGGCUCUCGAGGCUGACGACGGUCCUACCCCUAACAUCACUCUGGACCAUGUAACAGUGAGUUUUGCUAGAAGUGGUGGCCCAGGGGGUCAGAAUGUUAAUAAAGUAAAUACGAAGGUGGAUAUGCGCUUCAAUGUUAAAAAUGCUCAUUGGCUAAGUGAAAGGAUCAGGGACAGGAUUAUGCAAAUGGAAAAGAAUCGAAUAAACAAGGAUGGGGAGCUUGUGAUAUCUUCAACAAGGACUAGAACACAGAAGGGUAACAUUGAAGAUGCUUUGGAGAAACUUCAGGCAAUCAUUGAUGCUGCUGCUUAUGUUCCUCCACCUCCUUCUGAAGAACAAAAGAAGAAAAUUGCAAAGAUGGCUGCUAUUGGCGAACAAAAACGUCUUAAAAGCAAGAAGGUUCUUUCCGAUAAGAAGGCAUUCAGAAGAAGUCGGAAUAGUUGGGAUUAACAUACCAUAUGGUGUAGAGAUCAUCAUAUAUAUGUUAGUGCCUUUUCUUCAUCACUUGGGAGUAUGAUUGUUCAUAUAUGACUCCUAUUAUUUUGUUUCGAUAUCUCUAUUUUUCCUUUUCACCCAUUUCUAAUAAAGGUUAUUCUUUGUUGUUUUUUGCAGGGGUCUCGGUGAUGCAUUUUGCAUUAGUAAUCCAUACAAACAAAAAUCUAGAGAUGAACAUUAUUGUAAAUUCCUUGAAGAACUCUGCUUUUUAGAUUGAUUACACAUUAAAAUUACUGAUUAUGAUAUAACAUUGUACAUUGUAGUUCUCCUUCUCGAUGGAGAACUAGUCUAAAAGUGAGUGCGUUUUGUAAAUCUUUGAAUUGAAUUGGUUCUCGACAGAAUAUAUGUUAAGAAAAAUUCUCACAUGGGACCUUAACAAAUGACACCAAUAUUGGACUUUUUUUUAUCCAAUAAAA
This is a messenger RNA of Cannabis sativa, 1261 nucleotides long. RefSeq lists its product as uncharacterized. Gene Ontology annotation, biological process: translational termination. Gene Ontology annotation, molecular function: translation release factor activity. The record is from RefSeq and is a predicted model, not a curated record. The transcript has 7 exons. Bases 99 to 800 code for a protein of 233 amino acids. NCBI's taxonomy places the organism in Eukaryota, Viridiplantae, Streptophyta, Magnoliopsida, Rosales, Cannabaceae.